AUGGCACAAAGACCCUCCCAAAGCGCCCAGGGCAAAACCCGUCAAGUGCCCGACAUCCAUGAGCUGAAACACCUGCACCUGAGCCGCGUCCCGCUGACCAGCCUCCGUGUCGAGCCCCUCCGAGUGCUGCUGGAGAACGUGGCAGCCACCCUCAGGACCCUGGACUUCCUGGACUUUUCCCUGCAGAUGCAGUUCUGCAAUCCUGACCGCCUUCGAGAGCUGUACAUGGACUCUGUCCCCUUCCUCAAAGGUCACCUGCAUCAGGUGCUCAGGUGCCUGAGCGCCCCCUUGGAGGCUCUGUCCAUAACCAACUGCGUCCUCUCAGAAGCGGAUCUCGUGCACUUGUCCCAGUGCCCGAACAUCGAUGAGCUGAAACACCUGCACCUGAGCCGCGUCCCACUGACCAGCCUCCGUGCCGAGCCCCUCCGAGUGCUGCUGGAGACCGUGGUGUCCACCCUCAGGACCCUGGACUUCCUGGACUGUGAGAUCACCGACUCCCAGCUCGAUGCCCUCCUGCCUGCCCUGAGCCGCUCUGCCCAGCUCCCCAAGCUCAGCUGCCUGGGAAUGACCUCUCCAUGGCUGGCUGGAGAACCUGCUGUCCCACACCGCACAGUUGGACAAGUUGCCCCCGGAGCUUAUCCAGCCCUCCAGAGAUCCACGGCACCCCGAGCGCUGCCCACCGAUGGAGUGCACAGGUGGUGGAAGCUUCAAGUGCUGGACUUCGGGAUGCCCAUCAUGACUUCUAGAACGUGUGGUGUGCAGGCGCGGUCUUUCCUACUCAGCAAAGGCCAAGAGUCCGAGGGAAGCAGUGCAGGAUGGGCCAAGGACAAGGGCUCGCUGCUCUUGAAGGUGGUUGUAGACCUGGGCUUCGAGGAUCACCGACUCCCAGCUCGAUGCCCUCCUGCCUGCCCUGAGCCGCUCUGCCCAGCUCACCAAGCUCAGCUGCCUGGGAAUGACCUCUCCAUGGCUGCGCUGGAGAACCUGCUGCGCCACACCGCACAGUUGGACAAGUUGCCCCCGGAGCUUUAUCCGGCCCUCCAGAGAUCCACGGCACCCCGAGCGCUGCCCACCGAUGGAGGCUCCACCAACUCCCCACUGAGCUAAGUACGACUCUACAGUUGUUGGAGCACUCCAAGAAAGUCUGAUGUAGCACCAUGGCCUGUGCUGAUUGUAGCAACCAGGCCACGUAUAGCAUGGAGCCCCUCAGUGCCACUCUGUGCCCCUGUCUAGUUUGAUGUGUGUAUCAGAUCCUUCCUCCUGGGCACUAGGAGGUGGGCGCAUCAUAGCGGGACAGGAAUCCACUGUCUGAGAGUGAGCAGGAAAAGGACUGAUCCAGCAGGGGGAGCUUUGGACGAGGACGAGCUGUCUGGGAGUCCAGGCCUUUAGAGCUGGACAGAGGGACCCGAGUGUGCAGAGUGGGAUUGGGAGGGAGUUGUGCCUGGGUGCUUGGCUAUAAAGAAGUGGCAGAAGUAAAGGGAAUCUCGGCGUGACCUUACGUCCGUGGUCGGUGCACCUGGUUGCUCAGUGUCAGCCUCAGAACUUGCCAGUGGCUGAGGGAAAAGCGGGACUGAGGUGUCUCAGCAGUGAGGCUUGGACCCAGGAGCUCUGGGGGACGACACACAAUGGGGCCGCUGUGACCAUUCCUCCCAUUCUGCACUUGUCUCUGGGCUUA
Messenger RNA from Oryctolagus cuniculus (rabbit), 1672 nucleotides. The record is from RefSeq and is a predicted model, not a curated record. Lineage: Eukaryota; Metazoa; Chordata; Mammalia; Lagomorpha; Leporidae.